AUGGCUGGGGUUAUCUCUCACCAUGCGCUGGCAUCUUCGCAAUCCCACUGGUGCCGUGCGAAGAACUCUAGAUUCGAAAAGAGGGCGGGCAGUGUCCGCUUGGUUUAUGUAAAGGGAAGCUGUGGUUCAGGCAGCCGAAAACUGGGUUUGGUGUGGGCCUCGAGCUCGCAGUCUUCUGUCAUGGAGCCGAUGCAGCUACCAUCGGAUGGCAACAGUGGCCAUACCCCAAAGAAAUCAAGUGAAAGCGCUCUUAUAUUGAUUCGGCAUGGCGAAUCCCUGUGGAAUGAGAAAAAUCUGUUUACUGGUUGCGUUGAUGUACCCCUGACACCAAAGGGUGUUGAGGAGGCCAUUGAGGCAGGUAAAAGGAUAUGCAAUAUCCCAAUCGAUGUAAUAUAUACUUCAUCACUGAUUCGUGCUCAGAUGACCGCAAUGCUUGCCAUGAUGCAGCAUCGGCGCAAGAAGGUGGAGUCAGAUAUACGGUAUGGUGAGUUACAAUGCCUUAAUAAGCAAGAAACUGUAGAUCGAUUUGGCAAAGAACAAGUUCAUGAGUGGCGCCGCAGUUAUGAUAUCCCUCCCCCAAGUGGAGAAAGCCUAGAGAUGUGUGCUGAGAGAGCUGUUGCUUAUUUCAAUGAUCAGAUCGUUCCACAACUUGUGGCUGGAAAACAUGUGAUGGUUGCUGCACAUGGGAAUUCACUUCGUUCAAUUAUAAUGCACCUGGACAAAUUAACUUCUCAAGAGGUAAUAAGCCUUGAGCUGUCUACUGGCAUUCCCAUGCUUUACAUAUUCAAGGAAGGAAAGUUUAUUCGACUAGGACCUUCGGAGGCCAGUGUUUAUGCUUAUACCAGGACCUUGGCUAAAUACAGACAGAAGCUUGAUAGUAUGGUUCAGUAA
Messenger RNA from Miscanthus lutarioriparius, 891 nucleotides. The record is from the annotation of a GenBank genome assembly. NCBI's taxonomy places the organism in Eukaryota, Viridiplantae, Streptophyta, Magnoliopsida, Poales, Poaceae.